AUGUUACCUUCCAUCUCCGCUUCAUCAUCAUCGCUCACCAUCACAAAUGAAACCGAAAAUCAGAGUGCUCAUGACAACUCAGCAUUGUCCUCUUCCGAUCCGUUCUUAGUUUCAAUUCGGAUCAUUACUUUUGGUCUUCUUUAUGGCAAAAUUUCAAAAAGCUCCUAUGACUUGAUUUAUAAUUUACAAGAUUUACCAAACCCAUUGACGGCACAAGCGAGAAAGAAGAUGACGGGUUUAAAUAAGCCUCUUAGAAAGGACUUCUUUUCGAAUGAAUUUGUGAAAUCCUUCUUUUACACCUCAUACAAAGAAAUUGUAAAAGAAAUUAGAAAGUUUCAUGCAGCAUGUCAGAAAUUGCAAACAAAUGCCGAACAAACUGCUGAAGAAAGAGCUCUUACACAAACAGAAGAACAUUCGAAAAUUGUUGAUACAAUUAAUGAGGAAAUUUUGGAGGAAAAGACAGAGAAAGAGGAUACAUUUUGCAAAACAGAAAUGCAAGAACAAAUUAUUAAAGAUGAUCACCAAGAUUCAAAGAAAAAUAAUGAAGAUACUGAAGGAGAGGAAAGUAAUGAGGAGGAAGAUGACACCGAAGAUGAAGAAGUUGAAAGUGAGAAAGAUGAAGAGGAUGAUGAAAAAACCUUCACUGUGGCUAUCUAUUGUCACAAAGGCAAACAUAGAUCUGUAUCUUUUGCAGAAGAGUUGAAAGAAAAGUUAUCCUCAGAUCCAGUUCUUCGGCUCUUAAUUUCUGAAAUUAACGUCACACAUAGAGAUGUUCACAAAAACACUUCUUCAAACAAGUCCAAUGAUAAGAAUACGAGACGAAACCAAAAAUCAAGUUUUUCCUACUUUAAUGAUUAA
Naegleria fowleri is the source of this 858-nucleotide messenger RNA. RefSeq lists its product as uncharacterized. NCBI's taxonomy places the organism in Eukaryota, Heterolobosea, Eutetramitea, Acrasida, Naegleriidae. Bases 1 to 858 code for a protein of 285 amino acids. The transcript has 2 exons. The record is from RefSeq and is a predicted model, not a curated record.